This is a messenger RNA of Pangasianodon hypophthalmus (striped catfish), 5677 nucleotides long. RefSeq names its product microtubule associated tumor suppressor 1a (gene mtus1a). Gene Ontology annotation, cellular component: nucleus; cytoplasm. The transcript has 15 exons. The record is from RefSeq and is a predicted model, not a curated record. The coding region runs from base 448 to 3963 and encodes 1171 amino acids. Gene Ontology annotation, molecular function: microtubule binding. Lineage: Eukaryota; Metazoa; Chordata; Actinopteri; Siluriformes; Pangasiidae.
AUAAGGUAACCAAAUGCUCUCUCCAGUAAACUUAGCCUUGUAACAUUACCACAGGCCUGAGUUGGACCUUGAACCGUGGAGUGGCGCAUGCAGAGGCGUGUUAGAAUGAGUGCAGUCUGAUUGCCCAAAGGUGAUGGAAGCCAGCACUGAGAAUAUUUGUUAGGCAAGGAAACCAUUGCUGCAAAUUCAGAGGGCUCUGAGAGCAAGAGCCCACACUUUAGCAGUGUGUUAAUGAUGCUCUGGCAAGUUCGACUCUGAGACGGGGGCUGGUAGAUGAAUAUGUGAGGAGUAUGCACAGAGUUAUGUGUUUGGUCUAGUCUGAGACUUUGCCAUACCACUGAUGGGAUCAAUUCUAUGAGAAAGGAUCUUGACUUGGGGAAGAAAACAGUUUAACAGAGCUGGUGCUUUGCUUUGGCUGAUAUGUAAAGGCUUACCACAAGAGAAAGUAUGCAGUCAAACCAUAGAUGUUUGGACCUUGAAGUCAGCACCUCUGAACUUAAAAUCACUCAGACAGCCAAAGGCAUGGAGGUUCCUCUUAACGCUAUGCACGUCUCAUUGUUUGCAGAGGACCAAAAUGGAAAUGACAUUACUUGCCUUAGUGACCAUUCAUCUGGUUCACCAAGGGGCAGCUGUAGUCAUGGUAAGACAAACAGCCCUGCUGAUGUAGAGAUGAUGGAGGACUGUGUCAGUGAAUUGAUUUCAACUACAAGCAUAAUUAAAAAAGUGGAUAUGCAAUCCAGUGCGGCCACAGUCAGCUGUAUGAAAACUGCAGAUGACAACUGUAACCAGAAUGUGACAUUUAUGAUCUCGGGACUGCAUAAUGGCAAUAUUGAUUCUGAAAGUACCAUGCCAGAUGUCCAUGGUCUCCCUGUAAAGAAAUAUGACGGCAUUGACACUGACGCACAACAGGCCUUUGUCAUAGGAUCUGUUACUCCGUCAUGCUCUAGCUCCAGUGAGAACUACAACUCUGUGAGCUCUGGUGAGAUGCUAAUUAGGAGCAACAGUUUUAUCAUUCAUGAGUCUGAUCAACUACUCAGUGCCUCAGUCUUGGAGGAAUCUUUAGAUAUGCCUUCUGAUGUUGGCCCGAUACCUGGCUUGCUGCCUGAUGUUUGUGAGGGUCUUGUUAAUAACAUGGUCAGUGCUACAGGACAAAACAGCAAACAUCCAGACUUUGGAGUCACCUUCAUCCAGCCAAGCAAUCAGACAUUCACAAUGGAAGAGGAUGUCUUUCAAACAAUUCCUCAUAAUGGACCUGGGGAAAGCAGAGCUUCACAUUUGGUUGCAGGGGUUAAUCAUUCUGAAUGUGUCACACCAGUUAAUCUGAAGAAAAGUCAUAUCGAAGCUGAAAGAUCCACUCGCUCCACAUCGGCUGAAGGAAAAAUAUUCCAAAUUCCAACAUGUGAGGAACUAGACAUCAGUGGUAAUGCUCAGACCUCUACUCCUGUUCAGUCUAUGAGCUCUAAAACAUUUUGCUUUUCAGACUCUCCUCUUAACAAGAGUAAGAAUGAUUUCGGGAGUCCAUUGGCCCACGUCAUGAAAGAACAGCAAAGUUCUGUCUGUCCGAAACCUAAAACUUCAUUGACUACAUCUACUAAAAGUAAUAAGUUAGAAACUAAGAAGUAUGCCAAGCCUGACUUCAGUAAUAUAAAAUCUAAAAUAAUGUCUAGACCCACCAAUGCCUCAAAGCCAUCAAGUGCGACUGUUUUCAGUGCUUCAUCAAAUACAAGACAGCACAAAAACCAGACUAGACCUUCCCAUUCCAUGCAAAGUAUAGCAUCUCCUGCCAAAUCGACCUCUGCAAUUUCUUCCAGCUCCACUCUCGCAUGUGGUAGACUAAAGAGGGAUCAGAACAAUGUGAUUAAAAGAACUCACUCAUCCACUUGUCAAGAUACUGCACCUGCUCCAAAGUCCCGGCCUCGCACGUGGUCUGAGACUUCCAGCUCAUUGAAAACUAGUGGAGAAGACACAAGUGUAAAGGAGCCACAGGUUGGUAGGAUCAAAAACACCUUUACUAAUGCAAAAAGCUCAUCUGUAGGAGGUUUUCUGAGUCGGACUAGCCUGACCAAACUUGGAGACAGACAUGCUUCUUCUAGAGAAGAAAAAUGUCUCAGGAAACCCCAGAGAACCAGUCCAAAAGCAGACUCGUCCCGGUCGGUAGGAGCAGCGCUGUGUGAUUGGCGCAAAGGCAGUCUUGGCUCCCAGCCAUUGUCAUCCAGGGCAGGAGGCACUUCGUCUGCGCAAACUCCAGCUGCAAGCCUUCGGCCACCUCCUCUGUCUGCAUCAAAGCUUAAGCCUGGCACGGCACGGAAAAAUGGCUGCACCACCACUGACAUGCCUUCUCCGAGGAGCAAACUGAGCACAUCUGGAGGUAAUCCAAGCAUGCGUGUUAACGAAGGUGCAGGAACCGAGGGUCCAGGGGGAACCGUUUCCAGGUUCUCUCUUCCUGCUGGCCACCAGCAUUCAUCAGCCUCAAAACUGCCAAUGAAGACAAGGACCCAGAUCAAAAGCUUGAGUGCCUCCAGUGGACACACAAAGCCUGAUUUGGAGUCACCUUCAGGAGCUUUGGGAAAACCUCCCACCAACAGGACCACUUCAUUAAGAACCAGGCUCCAAAGUCUGUCUCCCAAAGUCUCAUCUUUUGGAAACAAGAACCCAUCUUCACUGUCACAUGCAUCUGUGAGGUCUGCAGUGAGCGUCUCAAAACCCCCUGCUUCAUCACGACCUGCUCGUCUUACUGCUACAUUUUCAGUUGACAAAAGCAAGGCAAAGGGGAGCUCACGGAGCCAGCAGCAGGGCCACACCAACGGCCAACCGGACCUGGUGCCACCAGAGACCAAGCCACGAGGAUUGGACUACUACAAGGCUCUGUGUGAGAAAAAGAACCAAACCAUCCAGCAGCUGAAGAACAGCUUUAUUGCUAGCAACCGCAGAUUUGAGGCCAUCGCUGUUGUUGUACAAAACCUUUACCUACAGCAUGAAGAAUCAGUGAAACGGCGUCAGGAGCGUUCUGUGGAACUGCUCAACCUGCGUGAGGAACUCGUGAGCUCAGUGCAGUCAUGCGAGCGUCUGGAGAAGGAGAAGGAAGAGCUGCAUGUGGCCUUCGAUGGAGUGCUGCAGAAAGUGCAGGAGCAGCACCGCCUGGACCUGGCUGACCUGGAGGAGCGUCUGAAAACAUUCUACUCAACAGAAUGGGAGAAAAUCCACCAGUCCUACCAGGAAGAAGCAGAGAAGUACAAAGCCCUGAUGGAGCAACAGCUGGAGGAACUGAGAGCCAAACAUGAGGCUCUGCAGAAAGAACUGGAAGAAAGCCAUGAAGAGAAGGUUAAGGGCCUUAAACAGCACUAUGAAGAAUCUUUUGAAGAACUCAGAAAAUCUCAUGAGCAGGAGAUGCAAGCUCUGCAAAAAAUGCAAGAAGACACAGAAGUCGAGUUAUCUAAUCAAAUUGAGGAGCUCACUACAGCAAACACCUACUUCAGUGAGAGGCUGAAAGCUGAGGAGGACCGAAGGAAGGAACUGGCUGAGAAAUGUCAGAAGGACUCUCAUACCCUCUAUCUGGAGCAAGAGCUAGAAAGUCUGAAAGUGGUGCUGGACAUUAAGAACAAGCAGAUCCACCAACAAGACAAGAAGCUGAUGCAAUUGGACAAACUGAUGGAGAAAAAUGUGAAGAUUGAUGAAUGUCUUAAGAAAGUCCAGCAAGAAAAUGAAGAUCUAAAAGCCAGGAUGGACAGACAUGCGGCAUUAUCGAGGCAACUGUCCACAGAGCAGGCAGUCCUGCAGGAAUCACUUCAGAAGGAAACAAAAGUGAACAAGCGUCUGUCAAUGGAAAACGAGGAGCUGCUGUGGAAGCUACAGAAUGGAGACCUGAGCAGUCCACGCAAGAUCUCCCCCUCUUCCCCCUCCGUGACUCUGCAGUCCCCUCGCCACUCAGGCCUUUUCUCCAGCCCCCCCGUUUCCCCCAGAUAACACUGGUCAUCAGCUUCCAGGAAGCAUCUUCUCAAACACUUUGCCAGGGACAGAGUUCUCAUCUACACUGAAGGCUAUAUUAGCUGUGUGGGUCCACAUGUGGGUCCACAUCCUGUCACCUGAAGGACAUUAAUCCAAAAUGGAUCUACUCUCAGGUGAAUCUUGUACGGUUGAAAGACUAUUAAGACUGAUUAAAGGAUUGCACAGAUGCACUUAAUCAAUAAGGCCACCUUUUUGUACUUUGCCUUUCACGUUUGAUUUUGGAAGAAAAAUAUCUCAGGGCUUGUACAUAAUUUCUCAUCUUUUUUUGCCACUAGACCUUCCUCCUUUGUUUUUUGUCCUUCAUUAUCUGGCUAUGUUUGAAUGGAAUGGCAAAAUGCUCUAUUUUAUGUCUUCAGUUUCUAUGCAUAUGACUUGUGUGCUAUCAAAAUAACAUUAUGACUGCGUUUGACAUUUUUUUAAAAGCUUUACCACUAGCAGCCUUUUACGAGGACCUGUAUUCCAUCACUACAAAAACAUAUUCCUAGCAUUAUACUCAUGAAAACUUUCCAGAUGCUACUUGACAGUUUAAGGAUAGGUAAUUCAUUUUCCCAUUAGAUUUUUCUCUUUUCCCCCUAUAUUUGAAUAGCAAGGUAUCAAAUAUUGGGGAAAAAAUUUAUUUAAAUGUAGACUCAUGACAUUUUUACACAAGUCAUUUUCAUACCCAAGUGUGAAACCAAAUGCUUGGACAGAUAUUCCUAUGUAGUAUUCCUAAAAAAAAAAAAAAAAAAAAACUUUAGAAAUGCUUAAGGGAUGCAGAUGUAUUCUCUGCAUUUUGAAUCAUUAUUUGAACCAUAUAUAUUACAAUGAUAUUUUAAAGACAGAGUCCCACAAACUGAAGACUGAUGAACAGUGUAUUUGAUAUUUCAGAGAAUUAGCCAGUACUUCUAGGAAUGAAAUUCUCCUGGCAGUGUAUGUUUUAAAUAUGAAUACGGGUUUACGCGAUUGUUCACUACUGUUGACCCCUGACGAGAUACUGGUGUACUUUUUGUUCGUCCUCUUUUCCUUAACUAUUCUUUAUGACCAUGGGACCAACGUAUAUGACUGUUUGUGCAUGUUCAAGUGGCCUCAAGAGCAACCCCCAGUGUUGAACCUCUCUUUCUGCAGCUUUAAGGAUUGACUAUUUCACAUGUGUGAAUACGGUUUGGUUGUGAGAGCAAAAGAAAUUAAGAGCUAACAUGGAACUUGGUUGUGUGUCGCAAAGAUAUCUGUGUGAGUAUUAAGUUUAUUGGUGUGAAGCUGAUUUUUUUUUUUUUUUUUAAGAAAUAUGCAAUUAAUAAAGUCAUUAAAAGCACUUGCUUUGUUCAUUUCAAAGUCUAGUGCAUUUUUAAUAAAGUAUUUUAGUUAGUAGUACCCUUUCAUAUGGAAAUGGUUAAAACUUACCAUAUGUAAUGAUGAUAUCAGGACAAAUGCAGAGUUACAGAAAGCUUAGGUAAGAUUGGUCUAAGUAAAAGUGGAAAGUGAAGAGUGUGUAACACUGAACCAAAAAUAAGCACAGGCUCCACUCUGCACUCCGCAUUCCACAUACGGAGUCCAUUAGAGGCUUAGCACACUUUCCACCACAAGCUCCACCAUCCGCUUAUUUUAUUUUCACUUCCAGCAAUGCAAGACCAUGUUAAUAUUGAGGUACAGAUAAUGAUUGUAGCAUUAAAAAAAAAAAAAGAAAAAAAAAAAA